AUGGAAAGCUCAGCAAAAACUGAAAGUUUCUCCGAGACAGCUGCUGCCUUUGGACAAGAUCCGGAAUUGACAUACAUCGAUGGUUACGGCAAUGUUGGAAAAUAUUGGUACAGAAAGCACAGAGUGAAAGCAUAUCGCUUCGUCGCCUUCACAGCUGGCCUAUUUUCGGCGGUAUCUGUGAUAUCAUUCGGCAUCACUUUGCCGAUUUUUGUUAAACAUAUUAUUGAAGUAAGACGUGAAAUUGGGAAUGACGUGCGUUACUGCAAGGAUUCAGCAAAGAAAAUCCUUUACGAGGCUAGAAGUAUCAACACUGUUCCACCUAGCAAUCGAACAGUUCGACAGUUAAGCUACAGUGAUGCGGCAGUCAAAGACUUUGAGGAAGAUAUCUGUGCAGAGUGCUGUCUGCCAGGGCCGCCAGGUCCGCAAGGACCACCAGGAAGACCAGGACGCCCAGGAGCACCCGGACGCCCUCCACAAGAGCCUUGCGAGGAAAUCACACCACCACCAUGUCCCCCGUCUCCACCUGGACCUCGUGGUCCACCAGGGAAACAGGGAUCUCCUGGAGCUCCAGGACCGAGUGGAAACCCAGGCAAACCGGGAGCCGACGCUUUGCCCAACCCUCCGGGACUUAAGGGACCACCUGGACCUCCUGGAGAUAUAGGUCUAUCCGGCCAACCUGGUCUACCGGAAGAGGAUGCUGUCAUAAAUAUUAUUCCAGGACAGCCAGGUCCCAUUGGUCCUCCUGGACAACCAGGCCCACCUGGACCAGAUGGAAUGCAAGGGCCUCCUGGAGCCAUAGGAGAAAUUGGACUCAAAGGAGCACAGAGACCAGAAGAAAGACCAGGUGCAGAUGGCAAUCCUGGCGCGUCUGGAGAAUCUGGAUCGCCAGGUACACCAGGAGCGAGAGGGAUAUGUCCCAAAUAUUGUGCCAUAGAUGGCGGAGUGUUCUUCGAAGAUGGAUCACGACAAUAA
Messenger RNA from Angiostrongylus costaricensis, 972 nucleotides. NCBI's taxonomy places the organism in Eukaryota, Metazoa, Nematoda, Chromadorea, Rhabditida, Metastrongylidae. The record is from the annotation of a GenBank genome assembly.